Oryza sativa Japonica Group (Japanese rice) is the source of this 2211-nucleotide messenger RNA. RefSeq lists its product as uncharacterized. Gene Ontology annotation, molecular function: carbohydrate binding; aldose 1-epimerase activity. Lineage: Eukaryota; Viridiplantae; Streptophyta; Magnoliopsida; Poales; Poaceae. Gene Ontology annotation, biological process: beta-D-galactose catabolic process via UDP-galactose, Leloir pathway; glucose metabolic process. The record is from RefSeq and is a predicted model, not a curated record.
AGCUCCAGGAUUUGCAUCUAGGCGAAGCCAAACCCACAUAACGAACGCAGCGCUCCCUGCGAAAGCUGAGAGGAGAGCUCCGGAGGAAAUGGAGCAGCUUGUGGGAGUUCACCACCACCAUUCUUCUUCCUCCUCCCUCUCCCCGCGGACUCCAUCUCCAACCCACCCACUCCCGCAUCUCCUGCGCCUCCCUUCCAGCUCCAACCGGCUCCGCCCACCGGAUCACCCCCACUCCUCUCAUCCUGUCUCCAAGCUCCUCCGCGUCACCCCUCCCUUCUUCCUUGUCCUCCUCGCCGCCGUCUACCUCCUCGCCUCCUUCACUAUCUUCUCCUCUCCCGCUGCCUCGCUCCGCCCCACCAAGAACCGCCCCAAGCUCCUCCUCCCCAUGCCCGCCCCCUCUCCCCCUCCCCCCGACCUCUUUGAGCUCCACGGUGGCAGGAUCCGGGCCUGGAUCACCAAUGUCGGCGCCACCGUCACCUCGCUCCUGGUCCCAGAUAACAAUGGGGUUCUUGGUGAUGUGGUGCUUGGAUUCGAUUCCCUGGAUCCUUAUCAGAAUGGCACUUCACCUUAUUUUGGCUGCAUUGUUGGGCGAGUUGCAAAUAGGAUCAAGGAUGGGAAGUUUACUUUAAAUGAUAAGCAGUAUAGUCUGGCUAUCAACAACCCUCCAAACACUCUUCAUGGUGGAUUUAAAGGUUUUGACAAAAUCAUCUGGGAAGUUGCUGAAUAUGUCAAAGGGGAGAACCCAUCAAUCACCUUCAAAUAUUACAGUAAAGAUGGAGAGGAAGGUUUCCCAGGAGAUGUUUCUGUCACCGCUAGAUAUUCUAUUCUGGCAAGUACGACACUGAAGUUGGAGAUGGAGGCUAUACCUUUGAAUAAGGCCACACCCAUCAGUUUAGCACAGCACACCUACUGGAACCUGGCAGGCCACAACUCAGGAGAUGUGCUUGCACAUACUGUUCAGAUUUUGGGGUCUCAGAUAACACCGGUAGAUGAAACCUCAAUACCCACCGGUGAGAUGAUGCCAGUUAGUGGCUCACCCUUCAAUUUCCUGACAGAGACCACAAUUGGCAGCAGGAUUGAUCAAGUCCCUGGUGGCUAUGAUCACAACUUUGUGAUUGAUUGUGGUGAAGUGAAGUCAGGUUUGUGCCAUGUGGCGAAAGUGACAGACCCUUCAAGCUCCAGGGUCCUUGACAUUUGGGCAGAUGCACCUGGAGUGCAGUUCUACACUGGAAAUUUCCUCAAUGGCAUUGUGGGCAAAGGAGGCGCAGUCUAUGGGAAGCACGCCGGCCUGUGUCUUGAGACCCAAGGUUUCCCAAACGCAGUGAACCAACCUAAUUUUCCCUCGGUGGUCGUUCAGCCUGGUGAGAAGUAUAGUCAUACGAUGUUGUUUGAGUUUUCAACAAAAUGAUCCAGUUCUUGUAGGCCAUUUUGUUUUGUUCUUUCUACGAGCUUGAUGCUGCAGUGGUUGUAUAGCUUUCAAAUACUGCUCCACGUGACAAUUUGCUACUCUGAAUUUACACGAAUCAGCAGACAAGGAAUCUCGUGUAGGACUUGCAGGCAAGGUUCUUUUCAAGAUGAGGUUAAGGACAUAGUAGGAAUGGAAACAGAUGGAGGCCUAUGGGAUGGUACUGAAUACGGUGGUGAAGUGGGUGAGAACAACCACAUGAACCCCAGAAAUUCAAGGGUCUUUUUGGUGACAAUGUCGCCCACUCACACCAGGUAAUUAGAGAAGAUCAGAUUGCACAUGCAGAAAACAUAUUUAUACAGUUAAGCUGUAAAGCCACACCAGACUGGAAUCAUCCUAUGCUGAUUAUAUAUCAAAGUUUUGAGUUGUAUUGCUAACCUUUGCUUUGCCCUCAGGAGCAAAGAGAUUGGGGCGAUGAUUCGGACGGAUAUCUUCAAACUCUCUCAAUGAACUGAACUUAGUUUAGUUAUCUGAUCCAAAUCAAACAGCCAGACACUAGUGACUAAUACUGACAACUAAUGUACAGAGUUGACCGUAAAAUGAUGUUUCACAGCAACUUUGACUUCACAAUCACAGCGUUGGCUACGUGGCGACAACCACCAGUCGGCUCCCGUGAAGGUGCUCCUCCAUGGGGACGAAGAUGGGAGAGAGGGAGAUGUCAAUGACAUGUGGGUUUCAACAUUCUGUUUUUUUUAUCCCAAGUACUACUCCCUCCAUCCACUAAUACAAGUGAUUUUGACAUUUUA